This is a messenger RNA of Cuscuta europaea, 2170 nucleotides long. Lineage: Eukaryota; Viridiplantae; Streptophyta; Magnoliopsida; Solanales; Convolvulaceae. The record is from the annotation of a GenBank genome assembly.
CUAAUGAAGGAAGAACGGCUACGUUCUUUCAUACAUCAAGCUAAAAAAUACUCCGUAGAAAGCUAAUAAAGGGAAGGAAGAAAGCGAGUGAAAUAGCGGAAGGCUAAAACCAACGCAGUGAAUGGGGAAAAAUUGAACGAAAACUACGUACUUCUCCCAAAACAAAACAGAAAAGAUUGGCCCCCAAAUCCGCGAGAAUUUUGCCUAGGAAGCUAGACUUGAUGUCAAGAAUUGGAUUUCCCUCCCUAAAUUGCCUCCUCUCCGCCACGGAAUCGCCGUUAUGGCGGUCCUUUCUCAGUCCUCGUCUCAAACCCGCCGCAAUCCGAGCAUUUUCCACGGCCAUGUCUCCGCCGUCCAAGGCCAUUGUCUACGAUCAGCAUGGCCCUCCGGAUUCUGUCACCAGAGUGACUGAGCUUCCUCCAGUUGAAAUCAAAGAUAAAGAUGUAUGCGUUAGAAUGCUUGCUGCUCCCAUUAAUCCCUCUGAUAUUAACAGAAUAGAAGGAGUGUAUCCCGUGAGGCCACCACUACCAGCGGUGGGAGGAUAUGAAGGAGUUGGAGAGGUUCAUGCUAUAGGUGCUGGAGUGAAGUCUCUUUCCCCAGGCGAUUGGGUUAUUGCCUUUCCACCAACUUCAGGCACAUGGCAGACAUAUGUUGUAAAAGAACACAGUCUCUGGUAUAAAGUUGACAAAAGCACACCAAUGGAAUAUGCUGCCACUGUUAUUGUUAAUCCAAUGACUGCCCUGAGAAUGCUCGAGGACUUUGCUGUGUUAAAAUCAGGAGAUUCAAUUGUGCAAAAUGGUGCCACAAGCAUCGUGGGACAAUGUGUUAUUCAACUUGCUCGAGUUCGAGGCAUUCACAGUCUAAACAUCAUAAGAGACAGGACUGGAUCAGAUGAAGCGAGAGAAAAACUCAUACAACUUGGUGCUGAUGAAGUAUUUACUGAGAGCCAGCUUGAUAUUAAAAAGAUCAAGACUCUUCUGGGUAGUAUACCUGAACCUGCAUUGGGGCUCAACUGUGUUGGUGGAAAUGCUGCUUCACUGGUCCUUAAAUUCUUGAGGCAGGGUGGAACUAUGGUUACAUAUGGGGGCAUGUCAAAGAAACCAAUAACUGUACCGACAAGUUUAUUUAUAUUUAAGGAGCUUUCUUUGAGAGGGUUUUGGCUCCAAAAGUGGUUAAGUCCGGAAAAAGCUGAAGAGUGUCAUGGCAUGAUUGAUUAUCUUUUAGUCCUAGCCCGCGAGAGCAAACUGACCUAUGAUAUGGAGGUUGUACAGUUCGAUGAUUUUCAUGCCGCUUUGGAUAAGGCACUUGGAAAACGAGGAAGCCAACCUAAACAAGUCAUUAAGUUCUAAUCUUAAAUUUUGGAGGUAAAGACCAUUCAAGCAAAUGCUAAUCUAAUCUUUUAAUCUUUAGUUCCAAUAUGUGACCCUAUCCUAGAUGUGAAUAUUGUCAUGAUGUAUUAAGAUGGACUGGUAGUUAAACAAGGCAUGAUGUAUUACUAGUUACUACUUUAUUCCCAUUGGGUUAGGUACAUUCUUUUAUUGUCGAUCCCAAAUUAUCAUCACUUUAUAACUCGAGUACCGUCAAUCUUGUCUCCCGUACUCUUGCUAACAGCAGGACAUGCAGCGCUUUAUUAGGGAUGAUAAGGGCAGUUACACUGUGCACCACACCCAGAUUAAUACCCACAACAAUAGUAAUAUGGCCUUAUAUGACACUAUAAUUUCUAUUAUGCCCCAUUUAGAGAGGCUCAACUUACUCAAUAUUGUUUUUGAGGUUGAAAUUGAGGACAUCUAUGAUGGAAUCAGAGGACAUAGGUCAUACCCUUCAGCAUUGGGAGUACUGGUCGAGAAUACGGACCAUAAAAACAAAGAUAAAGAAGCUCAACUGGACCAUAAAGAUCAUCGAACCUCGAUUCAAAGGGUUGCAGAAUUUUUGGCUUACCAUAGCAUCUCGUUUAAAACCAAUGUUCAUCAUAUUAAUCAAUUUGUUGACAUACUUAAAUUUGAUGCAAUUAGUUAUCCUUAUGUUUAAUUUUGAGUAGGCAUCAUCCUAGUCCUCCUACUCCUUGUAGGUGGUUAGAAUUUAGAAAUACUUAAAGGCAUUUUGGGACACUAUUUGAGUUGGACCAUUUAUUGUGUGGAUGAGGUAAAAAUGAGCAUAGGUUAUACUAAAA